Molecule: messenger RNA, 477 nt
Organism: Ilex paraguariensis (yerba mate)
Lineage: Eukaryota; Viridiplantae; Streptophyta; Magnoliopsida; Aquifoliales; Aquifoliaceae
Source: the annotation of a GenBank genome assembly
AUGCAUGUGGAGUUAUCUUUAACAGUCUGUGCAUGUCUGAGGAAAGAGAUCCCUUACGAGGCUGUGGUCUCGCAUUGUAUUGCUGGCCUACUGUACCCUAAAAGUUUUGCAAAUGCCCCUGAAGCUGCAAGAAUGGAUUGGUCCUCGUUCACCAAAGGCUAUUUUUUGAACAGAGACACUUUGGUUGCUGUCCUACUUUUAAUUGACGCUAGUGUACCACCUCAAAAAAUUGAUCUUGACUGUGCUAAUUGGCUUGGACGGAACAGUAUACCAGUGACGUUUGUUUUUACAAAAUGUGACAAAAUGAAAGGAGGCAAAGGUAAAAGGCCUGAUGAGAACAUCAGGAAUUUUCAAGAGUUGAUCAGACAAAACUACCGGGAGCAUCCUCCAUGGAUCAUGACUAGCAGUGCCACCGGUUUGGGCAGGGAUGAGCUUCUUUUGCAUAUGUCACAACUUAGGAACUACUGGGAUAACUAG